Molecule: messenger RNA, 904 nt
Organism: Ipomoea triloba (trilobed morning glory)
Lineage: Eukaryota; Viridiplantae; Streptophyta; Magnoliopsida; Solanales; Convolvulaceae
Product: putative H/ACA ribonucleoprotein complex subunit 1-like protein 1
Exons: 4
Coding region: 73-642 (189 amino acids)
Biological process (GO): ribosome biogenesis; snoRNA guided rRNA pseudouridine synthesis
Cellular component (GO): box H/ACA snoRNP complex
Molecular function (GO): box H/ACA snoRNA binding
Source: RefSeq, a predicted model, not a curated record
AACUGGAAUUGGAGAACGGAGCAUCCCUAGACACACACACUGAAAGAGUGCCACCUCCACGCUUGCUGAAGCAUGAGACCACCGAGAGGGCGUGGCGGCGGCGGAUUUAGGGGCGGCAGGGACGGCGGCCGCGGUGGCAGGGGAGGAGGCCGAGGCUUUGGCGGUCGCGGUCCUCCACGCGACGAAGGCCCUCCUGCUGAAGUCAUAGAGGUUUCUACAUUUGUGCACGCUUGCGAAGGAGAUGCAGUGACGAAACUCACGAACGAGAAGAUUCCGUAUUUCAAUGCUCCCAUUUACCUGCAAAACAAAACUCAGAUUGGUAAAGUUGACGAAAUUUUCGGCCCCAUUAAUGAGUCGUUCUUCUCGAUUAAAAUGUCGGAAGGGAUUGUCGCAACAUCGUAUUCUGCUGGCGAUAAGUUCUUCAUAGACCCUGCUAAGCUUUUACCUCUCUCCAGAUUCCUUCCCCAACCCAAGGGAACCCCACAAGCUGGUAGAGGUGGUUUCCGUGGAGGUGGUAGAGGCGGCGGGAGAGGUGGUUUCCGUGGAGGAGGUGGUGGUUUCCGUGGAAGAGGUGCUCCACGUGGCAGAGGACCACCACGGGGUGGGCGUGGUGGUUUUAGAGGCAGGGGUGGCAGAGCAUAGAAUGAGUGACAUUGUUUCGCCGCUUACCCUCCACAUGUUGUGGUGUUUAUUUAAAGGAUUAGGCAUCAAUUUGAGCAUUUCAUGCUACUCUACCUUUUUUUAGGAACACAAGUGUUUGUACUGUCGAUUAACAUUUGCUGUCCCCUCCUGCUCUUAUUUUUUCUCUUUAACUUUCUGUCCAUCAAAGCUUUUGUAGCUCUAUUGCUACGUUCUUUAGCUGUUGUUUGCAAGAAAAUGAAAAAGGCAUGUGGUUGAACUGUCA